Molecule: messenger RNA, 2442 nt
Organism: Physella acuta
Lineage: Eukaryota; Metazoa; Mollusca; Gastropoda; Physidae
Product: palmitoyltransferase ZDHHC11-like
Biological process (GO): peptidyl-L-cysteine S-palmitoylation; protein targeting to membrane
Cellular component (GO): Golgi apparatus; endoplasmic reticulum
Molecular function (GO): protein-cysteine S-palmitoyltransferase activity
Source: RefSeq, a predicted model, not a curated record
GCAAAAGUGUUACGGGACAAGUUAUGGAAUUGUUGCCUUGGAUUCAAGAUGGCGUUCAGGCUAAAGAAACUGCAGCAUUUUAAAAGGAAAUAAUUUUACUACCAGGUAUCAUAGAAACAGAGAUGUUAUUUCUUUUUGUGAGUCAGCUAACCAAUUGAUUUUGAAGUUGUUCUGCUGUUGUAACUGUAUAUCACAAUGGAUGAGAAUGCUGAUACUAGUCGAACACAUGGCUGGGACUGUCCAUGGCACUUUUUACAGAUGCUGUCUUGGAUUGUCAUUAUCUACUUUAUAAUCAUUCAGUAUGGAUGCCUCAUCCCAGCACUGAUAUCUGCUGCACACAUUCCUUUGUACUGUAUAACCACAUUUUUUGUCUUUGGUCUGGUUGUCACAAUGCUGUUUGCUACUUCACUGGACCCCGCUGACAAGGCUGUGAGGGAGAAGGGGGGAAACAAACAUGUCCCAAAACUGGACAGAACCAAACACAAGCACGCCAUUGAAAACCAGACAUGUUCCUUGUGUCAAGUUAAUGUGGGUCCAAAGUCCAAACAUUGCAGUGCAUGCAAUAAAUGUGUGUCUGGAUUUGAUCACCACUGUAGAUGGUUGAACAACUGUGUGGGGGACAGGAAUUACAAGUGGUUCUUCUCAACUUUGGUGUUUGCUAUACUGUCAUCUUCCAUUGUUAUUUGCAUAGGACUGUUGGAUUUUAUUGCUUUCUUUACUGAUAAAAAAAGUGGGAACAUUCUACAUGUCUACCAAGGCUCCAAUGGCUCAAGUGAGGCAGCAACACUUCUCAUGUUUGAUAAGCCUGUGGCCAAUGGAGUUUUCCUGGCCAUUGAUAUUCUGACUGUGAUACUAGCAAUCAUUGCUUUUGGUUUCCUUGUUCAUUUAACUCAGUUCCAUGUAUGGCUCAUUUAUAAAGAUCUGUCUACCUAUGAUUUUAUUAUUAUGCAACGAGAGAAAGAAAGUAUGAAAGAAGAGAGCUCAGCAAAUGGGAAAAAUUCUCCCUUGUCGAAGCCUCAGCCUUUAAAGAUCAAUAAGAUAACACCAAGUAAGAAUUCUGGGUGUGAGCCUAAGACAAAAUCUGAAGAAGAUUUACACAACUAUCAAAAGGCAUUAGAGGAAACAGAAAGAAAUGGUGGUGGGGAAACACCCCCUCCACUCACCAGCCCAAUAAAGGAUUCCAAAUUUCACCAGGCCACUGAGGAGACACAUAUAAGAAAACUGAAGAGGAAGAAAAAGAAAAAACUGCUGAGCUCUCCAGACCAGGAGAUAGAAAUAUCAGCUGUUGAUAAUCCAUCAAUGUAUUAUAAAAGCAGCCAAGAAGAAGUCUGGCAUACUAAGUUAUCAUCCACCACCCCACCAUAUCAAAAAAUGGGCUCCAGAUCAACCUCCAGCGAGCUCAUUUGUAAAGGAGAACCAAACGCCAAUUUUAGGACAGAAUCUUAUCGUAAACACUCCAGCAGUGGGCCUGACAGCGGUGGGGAGCCUGACAGCGAAGAGCUUAACACCACCCACCUCUUUCACCUCAACCACAGCGCUGAGCUGAACGCAGACGGGAGCCUAAAGUACAGCACUAACAAGAAACUCCUCCCCCUUACCCCAGUCCCGAAGAGGAAGUGGGAGGCCGAGGUGCCUCCGUUGGAUCUGACUGCUUUACGUGGCAGCAUCGAGAGCUCGAAUUCAUUCAAACCGUAUACUGCUACAAUGAGGUCUACAGACACGUACAGGCCUGCUGACAACCGAAAUAUGACCCUGAACACUUUGUCAGAGUCACAUAAUGACUCGGCUUUUUAGAAGCUAAUUCAACCAUCUCUGUGAGUUUUUUUAUUUAGUUGCGAAUACGGUUUGCUUAUACAACAUUUCUUGUCCUUAUCUACUGUCACUACUGCUGAUUUGAUAUUUCAAUGCUAAAUCAAAGAAAAACGUGGUACACUUUAAAAAAAGUGCACAAAUUAUACUUAUUGCCCUUCUGUGUCUUAGAGGAUGUGUAUGAAAAAUAAUCUAUUUUGUCUUGAAUUCCUACAGUAUCUGUAUUAAUCUUCUUGAAUUAUAACUGUGCCAUAAAUGAAAUUACUAAGGUGUUGCUAUGGAGGUGGUAGCAUAUGGGCAUUUGCACCUAAUAUUUAUAUAAAUAUAUACAUGUGAUAGGGAAAGAUCAAGAGCUAUAAUCUAUAUAUUUAUGUGAAUAAGGUCAGCAAUACAGAGAGGAAGUGUCGGGAGCAAAGUAAAUAGAGCAACUAUUAUAAUUUUAUCUAUGUUUGUUUGCUUUUAAAAGGCCCUUGCAUAGCAGUCCAUGUUUUACUAUUUAAAAUUAUGGUGUCUUCGCCUCUGAUGGAUUGAGAACAGUGUAAAUAUUUGUACAUUGAAAAGUUAUUUAUUUAACCAACUUUUGGUUAGUUAAUAUUUUUUUUUAACCAACCUUUUGCUAAUAUUUCUAUUUCA